Molecule: messenger RNA, 1950 nt
Organism: Ceratina calcarata
Lineage: Eukaryota; Metazoa; Arthropoda; Insecta; Hymenoptera; Apidae
Exons: 6
Coding region: 1-1950 (649 amino acids)
Molecular function (GO): zinc ion binding; nucleic acid binding
Source: RefSeq, a predicted model, not a curated record
AUGACGGGUUGGUGCCACAAAUGUGGCAAACAGGACCACCCUGCCAACACGUGCACCUCUGAUAACAUGACAUUUAAUGAUAAAAUCAACAUCCUACAAAUAAAUGUAAAUCAUGCGUCGGCAGCACAGGCACUGCUCGAACAACGUAUGAUCAAAGAAGAUGUUGAUAUUGCCCUGGAGUCUAAAGGUACUCCGGUAAUAUUAGGCGGUGACGUUAACGCCCGCAGUAAGCUAUGGGGUGACGUAAAAACCAAUUUAGGCCCAGCACUUAAAGCACUGGGCUGGUCUACGAUCGAGCAGCUGAUAACCGGAGUAUCUUGCGAACGCAACCUGGAGAUCUCUAAAGGCUCCAGUAAUGGCAACCGAGAAAAUAAAAGGAAGCCGAGAAAAAGCUACCGAGAAGGUGACUCCUCCUCUACUGAACUCGAGGACGCGGAGGCAAAUGCUUCAUCCUUACACGCCGAACCUUCUCCCAACCUCGCUGCAAUUCUGCGUGAAUGUGCACAAGAGGUUGAGUUAGUAAGAACUAAAUCAUCGAAUCUCCAAGGUACUUAUAAUAAAAAGUUGAGACUAGCGGCAGAAAAAAUCAAGAAAGUUAGCUCAGAAAUUGUCUCCAGUGCCUUCAAAGAGACAUACGAUCGUCAAAGAAUCAACGAUCUGAUCUCUGAGAAUAACAGACUUAAUAAAGUAAUCCGUAAGCUUGAAUCUAAAGUUAAAUCACUAGAGGAUCAAAUGCAUCAAACAUACCAAGCUCAUAAAGAAUCCUUAAAUAACUUACAACCAGUGACUUCAAACGGCCUCGAUGCUGAAAAGCUUAUCGACACGGUAAAUCACAGCAUCGAUGCAAAAUUAAAUACCUUUAAAAAGGAAAUCCUAUCCCUAUUUGCUUCCAACCUGAACCAAACACGUCGUAAUACGAAUACAUCAUAUAAUCUUCCUGUCCCUGUUGCUGAUCCUUCUCCUCUCCCGGACAAUCCUCCUCCGAAUUUAACCGCCUCACCGAGCGUAUCUUCUUCAAAACAUGCCGAAAUUUGGAGCACAAUCGUUAAGAAAAAAGCAAAAAUGAGAGUUCAAUCUAAUAUAACCGCGAACAAUUACCCUCCACCACAGAAUCCAUCUAACUUCCCUCCCCUUCCGCAGCACCUUCCUCUGUCUACGAAUCCCAAUCCUAAAUCUGUCGCGAAGAAACCGAAAAACACGGAAGUUAUUUAUUUGACUACGAGCGAUAAUAGCAACCUAAAACUUCCACAGAUCAUUGCUAAAGCUAGAGAAAAUAUCAAUUUACAUGAACUAGGAAUAGAUCACAUAAAACCACGCGCAUCUCUAAGCGGUGGCCUCAUUCUAGAGAUUCCAAAAAAGAAUGAAGGCGGAGCUGCAGCGAACCUCGCUCAAAAAAUCCGAGGUUUAUUUAAUCCUAAUGAUAUCCGUGUCUCCUGUCCAAUUAAAUACAAAGAAAUACUGUUAACCAGCUUAGACUGCUCAGUAUCUCAACAGGAGGUCACCGACGCUCUCAAAACCAUAUGCGGCAAAAACGAAAAUUUUAUCCUAGGCCCGAUCCGUCAAAAUCCUCGCGGUAGCGCCACGCUAUGGUGUAAAUGUGAUGAGGCCGCUGUAUUUAAAUUAGUAUCCAGACGCUCAGUGCAAAUUGGUUGGUCUGUGGCUAACGUGCACCUGCUCGAUCCUGGACCAGCCCAGUGCUUUAAGUGCUGGGCCUACGGUCAUGUCAGAGGUAACUGCCCUUCCUCCAUCGAUAUGACGGGGUGGUGCCACAAAUGUGGCAAACAGGGCCACCCUGCCAACACGUGCACCUCUGAUAACAUGACAUUUAAUGAUAAAAUCAACAUCCUACAAAUAAAUGUAAAUCAUGCGUCGGCAGCACAGGCACUGCUCGAACAACGUAUGAUCAAAGAAGAUGUUGAUAUUGAUCUGGUCAGUGAACCUCUCAAUUAA